AUGGCGACGAAAACAGCCGGUACAUACUUAAUACCAGGAACUACCACCUCAGGUUCCAAAACCCAUGCUCCAACGACAAAACCAUCGCCAGUUUUGGUAUCUAUCACUAGUAACUACGUUUCAACUAUCACUGUGUCCAAUCCUACCACCUCAAAUAAUGAACUAUCACCCAACGAACCAGAAACUACAAAACUCACAACCACAUCCACACCCAAGAGCAGCCAGCAAGCUCCGGACAGCACGACUGUUGAAGUAAUCACAAUCACAUCGUCUUCUCGCGAUCCUGAUGGAACCUUCGUGGAAUUAACUACAAUCACAUCAUCGUCUCUAGUACGUGUAGUACCAUCACCAAGCAUUGUGCCUCAGAGUAGCCCGACAACUAGUUACUCAGCCUCCAUGUCCAAUGAGACAAAUCCGGCCUCCUCAAGCAUGCUGGUUAUUGUGUCAACCUUCAAAAGUGUUUAUGAAAGCACCGUCUUCCCCACUAGCUCCAAUACAAUCAUCAACAAACCAAUAGCAACAAGUGCCAAUUCAAGCGGAACGUUCGUCUACCACAGUAACGGUGUUAUCACUGCACCACCUCAGAUUUCCUAUCGGCAGUAUCUUAUCGCAUCAUUCUUACCCCUCUUCCUGGUUAUAUUCUACGCAAUUCCAUGGCGUAUUCUGGAAAACACUGUUCGAUAUAUGGAGCCCUUCUAUCAACUCAGACCUUUCUCCCAUUCGACAGAGUCUGAGGCUAUACAUCUUAACUACGAAAGUACAUCAACAUUCCUCGUCCCUUUCAAAUCCAUCGCUUGGAAACACUUUACUGUAUUUGUGUCAAGUCUAAUAUCCAUUAUCAUGCUUGCGGUCGCACCAAUUGCUUCUCAGAUCUUGUUUGUAGUCGAAAGCAACUAUUGCGAAGGAACCGGUCUCGCUACAUGCGAUAGUUGGGGAAUCUAUCCAGAUUUUGCGCGGGUGCUAGAAGGCUUACUGGGCGCCAUCGCACUAUUCAGAUUAUUUUUGAUAUUUGCAGGACGACGCCGGAAUACAGGAGUAUACAAUGAGCCGCUGAGCUUGGUUGGGGCUUGCCAGUGGAGCUUAAAAGAAAGAAAUGGUAACAUUCCCAUUCAAAGCUAUACAUCUCUCUCAACACACGAAGCAGAGAUGGGCAGGACUACCCAGAAUUCGGCUCUCUUAAGGACGAAGAGAAUAGAAGACUCAAAGAAGACAUUCCUAUCAAGAAUAUGGGACGAAAUCAAGAUUCGACUAGUUCACAUUGGCGGAUUUUGUUUGCUAUGCGGUAUUCUCGGUGUUGUAGCUUCAUACUACGAUACAAAUGCCGACACCUGUUUCAAUCGGUUUAUGAAUUCACAAGGCUUCGGCGUACGAUUCCUGAUGACGGCUCUCGGAACAGGUACCAAUCUUCUCUGGUCUCGUAUUGACGAAGAUCUCCGCAAAAUGGAUCCUUACUACCAACUUCUCCGCUGCAACGCCAAACCUCAAAACUCCAUCUUGGCGCCCGUACACAUGAGUCCCUACUCAGCUCUCAUCCCAUCUCUGCGCCGUAAACACUAUCUCGUCUCUUGGAUUUCAUUCUGUUCCAUCUUAUCCGAAUUUCUCCCCAUAACCCUCGCAAACAUACCAUACAGUAUCACGGAAACACGUUUAGUGCUCCUCACAUGUUUUUACCUGGCGAUGGGUAUAAUUUCGCUGAUGAUCAUCGGUGUUAUUAUACUUCUCUUUCGACCCCGUCAUCACAUCAAGAGUCUUCCGAAAAAACUCUGUACGAUUGCGGCGAGGUUGGAGUAUCUGGCUCCGGCAGGUGAAGUGGAUGAUUCGAGUUUGUUGAGAAGUGUAGAUGGACUUGCGCUACUUGAGAGAGAAGAGAGGGAUGCGCGGAUUAUUGCGGGAGGGAAGUUGUACAGUACGGGGAUUGGCGAGGAUGGUAAAUUGAGAAUAGAUGAGGAUGAGAGGAUUGUGGGGAAAUGGGGAGAGGAGGGAGGACAGAGUGGGGAUGUAUGA
This is a messenger RNA of Sclerotinia borealis F-4128, 2004 nucleotides long. The record is from the annotation of a GenBank genome assembly. NCBI's taxonomy places the organism in Eukaryota, Fungi, Ascomycota, Leotiomycetes, Helotiales, Sclerotiniaceae.